Molecule: messenger RNA, 813 nt
Organism: Desarmillaria tabescens
Lineage: Eukaryota; Fungi; Basidiomycota; Agaricomycetes; Agaricales; Physalacriaceae
Product: Aldehyde/histidinol dehydrogenase
Exons: 9
Coding region: 1-813 (270 amino acids)
Molecular function (GO): oxidoreductase activity, acting on the aldehyde or oxo group of donors, NAD or NADP as acceptor
Source: RefSeq, a predicted model, not a curated record
AUGGCUGGUGCACGCUCAUUCGAAUAUUUGGAUAAUGUAAACGGUACAGGGAAGGAAGAAUUUCCCUUCCAUGUUGUCGGGAGUGCUACUGCCUUGAUGCUGCAUUCCACUAUGACCAACGCUAACAUCCGUGGACCGUGGAGAAUCAUCCUUGGUGGCGUGCCACUCCACUUCCCUGCGCCGUUUGAAGGAUAUCGUACCCAACAGACGAGACCUAUCGUAGCUGGUUUCCGAGAUCGACGAGAGGAUUCGCCUGCUUUGACUGCUGAAUUCAUUGCACAUCCGUCUGUGCGGAAAAUCAACCUUCCAAAGGUUCUCGACGAUGCUGAUAUAGAUGCCGCGGCGAAAGGUAUCGUAUCCGGAGCCCUCCUCUACUCUGGCCAAAUAUGUUUCGUGAGGCGAUUGGAGAGGGGAACGAAGGUCCUCGUAGGGGACAUCACGAGGAAUGAUUCCGCGAUACAACCGCAUGUGUUCACAGGCGUUAAACCGGGUACUGGUCUGUCGGAGCGGGAAGUAGCUUUCAACAAGUUUUCAAUUACGAUCUUCGACAAGAUUGAUGAAGCGUUAGGACUCGCCAACAUGUCCGAUUACACGCUUUCUUCAUCUCUCUGGACGUCGAAUCUGGAUGCUGCAGAGAAACUGGCACCUCGGAUUCGAACAGUUGUCAACGGCUCCACAAUCCAUUCGGAGUCAUUCUUAGGACUUAUUGGACUUGGCGGUUCUUCGGGAUAUGGCUGGUUCAGUAUCGAAGACUUUACCGACAAACGUUUCGUAGUAUUUCCCACCCCACGCCAAUAUCCUUUAACGUCAUGA